AUGAUUAAGACACUACUGGUUUCUCUCUUGUUGUCAGUGAAUGUUGAUGCACAACCGUCCACUCAUUGCCGAUGCCGUCUUAAUGAUAGCUGUUGGCCCUCACUACAGCAGUGGUCGACCUUGAACGACACCUUGGGCAAUAAGCUGGUGGCAGUACGACCUGUUGCAUCUGUUUGCUCUCCUGGAGAAUUCAAUGCCGCAGCAUGCAAGAAUGUCAGGGAUCUCUGGACAGACUCUGUCUGGCGAUCGUCCCAGCCUGGUGCAGUUCAAUGGGAGAAUUGGGAGGCUUGGCCGCAGCAGAAUCAAUCAUGUUAUAUUGAGACGGCCAAUAUGACAUGUGGACAAGGACGUAUCUCUUUGUAUUCGGCCAAGGUACAGAGUACUUCUGAUAUCCAACAGGUUGUUCGUUUUGCCCAAGACCACAACCUGCGACUCGCCAUAAAGAAUACGGGCCAUGAUUUCCUCGGUCGUUCGACAGCCCCGGAGUCUUUACAGAUCCUCACGCAUGACAUGAAGGAUAUCAAUUUGGUGGAUGACUUUGUCCCAAAUGGAGCACCAAAGAAUAUUAGUGACGGCCCGGCGGUCCAUCUUGCGGCUGGGGUACAAUUGCCCGAAUUGUAUGCCGCAGUUGAGCGCCACAACCGCACUGUUAUUGUUGGGUCAAGCCACAGUGUCGGUGCAGCUGGCGGAUAUAUUCAGGGAGGAGGGCAUUCGCCUUUUGGGGCCUGGAAAGGAUUGGCCUCAGACAAUGCGUUGGAGUUUGAAUUGGUAGUCGCGAACGGAAGCUUGGUGACUGCCAACUUGUAUCAGAACACUGAUCUCUUCUGGGCCUUGCGUGGUGGUGGCGGAGGUACCUUUGGCGUGGUCACCAGAGCCACAAUCAGGACCUUCCCCGAUGUUCCGGUGAUUGCCUAUAAUUUGAACUUUACAACUUCCGCCACCAAUCCCCAGUUCUGGGAUGCUUGGGAGGAAUGGCAUGCCGCCCUCCCCUCCCUCAACGCUGCGGGAGGCUCAGGUUACUACUUCACCAUGCCGAAUCUGCCAUUGAAUGCAAAUAUGAGCGUCUCCAGCAUGUACUCGCUCCUCAUGUUUCCAGAGAAGACCAACGUUACCGAAAUUCAGCUUUUAUAUCUACCACUCAUUUUGAAAUUGCAGAAAAUACCAGGUGUGGCAACUCAAAAGAUGGCAAUUCCUUUGCCAAGUAUCAACUCCACGGUAUUUGGCGUCCUCUUGGGGGGGCCACCACAUGACAGUACAGGAAGCAUUGCUAUGCUCGCAUCACGUCUCUAUUCAAAGGACCUUCUGCUGUCUAAAGAUGGCCCAUCUAGACUAACAAGCGCCUGGAAGAGUAUUGGAUGGGCCCCAGGCUCAAGAAUUGUGGGCCAUGUAGUCGCUGGCGGGGCUGUUGCUGCCAACGGCGAGAAGAUCGACAGCGCUGUGAACCCUGCGUGGAGAAAAACAGUGACGCACUUACUUUUUGGCAGAAGCUGGAGUGCCACUGCAACACCAGCGGAGCAAACGGCCAUCAUAAAAAACAUGACAGAAGUACAGAUUCCCAUCCUGCGGUCUGUCGAGGGAGCGGACCACAUGGGUGCCUAUCUGAACGAGGCAAAUGCAUAUGAGCCAGGAUUUCAAAAAUCAUUCUGGGGUGACAACUAUUCCCGUUUGUACAGCAUCAAGCAGAAGUGGGAUCCCAAUGGGCUGUUCAUUGCUCGCAAAGGAGUGGGCAGCGAGGAUUGGGAUGAUGCGGGCUUGUGUAGAAUCAAGAGCAGUGGCCCUUCAGUCACUGAAGGGCCUCGAGAAUGGCCGUUGGGAUAUUAG
Molecule: messenger RNA, 1821 nt
Organism: Penicillium pulvis
Lineage: Eukaryota; Fungi; Ascomycota; Eurotiomycetes; Eurotiales; Aspergillaceae
Product: FAD-dependent oxidoreductase
Exons: 2
Coding region: 1-1821 (606 amino acids)
Molecular function (GO): FAD binding; oxidoreductase activity
Source: RefSeq, a predicted model, not a curated record